Messenger RNA from Cylindrotheca closterium, 435 nucleotides. NCBI's taxonomy places the organism in Eukaryota, Bacillariophyta, Bacillariophyceae, Bacillariales, Bacillariaceae. The record is from the annotation of a GenBank genome assembly.
AUGAUGUUUGUUGUUGCCAAGACUAUUUGGACAAAGCCCACUGCCGAGGCCAAGAAGACCAACCACAAGAGACGCCACGAUGUCACGGAGUACUAUGAAAAGGUGUCCAGAUUCCGACUAGAAAGUCAUCCCACUGCAGAUGAUAUUGAUGCAGACAAAAUGAGCAGGCUUCCAGCUUUGGCGGAAUACUAUUAUUCAAAGGAUCUCCUAAGGUUUGGCUGGGAGGGUGUAUUGAAAGCACUUUUCAGUGGAACUCGAGACAAGGAGUCACCUCUCAAGUUGCUUCGAGAUUAUGAAGCGACCAUUCUCAGAGAAGCCCAUUCGUCCCUUGCCUAUCUAGGAGCACGGCAUGUUAAGCUCACGAUUCCAGCUGCGCUAGUUGGCCGAGGCGAGACGAUACCCGGCUGCAAUUCACCUUUGGCAGACGUGGUAUAG